Messenger RNA from Orbicella faveolata, 2793 nucleotides. RefSeq lists its product as uncharacterized. Gene Ontology annotation, molecular function: protein binding; transcription regulator activity. Lineage: Eukaryota; Metazoa; Cnidaria; Anthozoa; Scleractinia; Merulinidae. The record is from RefSeq and is a predicted model, not a curated record. Gene Ontology annotation, cellular component: SBF transcription complex; MBF transcription complex.
ACAAGGAGAAAAUCAGUGAAAAAAAUGGCAACCCAAAAUUACAAUCUGGUGACGAAAAUUUUAGGAUCAGUCGCCACUUGGCUCAUAAACAAAAAAGUUAAUUUCGAGCCCUGUCAAGCUCCUGUUGUGGAGCACAUUUAGUAGAAUCUCACUGCAAAGAUUUAAACAUUUUUGAUGCAAAUUGGCUGAAAUAUCUUUCUUCAUCAUAUUGAUCAAAAUUUGGUUGAGUUUAUGAUGUCAUCACUUGGCCAAUUUGCAUAUAAUCCCUGGAAUGAAAAGAGACAUUUGAAAAAAGUAAACAGCAUUUUUCUUCUCGAACAUACUACUCGUUUAUGCUUUAAAAUGGCUGAGAUAGGAAAGAUGUGAAUUUCAUCAUAGUAGGACUUUAAAACUGUUUACAAUAUUUUUAAAAACACAUCAGAAAGCUAUAACGGCAUGAGCAUAUCCACAGGACCUAAAUAGUACAAGCUGUGGACUGAAAAGGUUAAGAUUAAUGUCUUUUUAUAACUUUUGUAGGUUUCAGUACCACAGUUCGCUCAUCAGACACUCAAGAAACUGCUCUGCAUCGAUGUGUUCUCUGUUUACACUAUACUAAAAUACGACGUCUUAAGGAAAAGAUUAGGCAGAUGAUAAACUUGCUGCAAGAUUGUCUGCCACUCCAGGAUAAGGCCUUGCAAACACCUCUUCAUGCAGCUGCAACAAAGCUUAUAACUGGCAAUAAGUCAGACUAUUAUGAGGAGUGCUUAGGGCAAAUGGUGGCAAAAGCAGCACAAAUGCCUGCAAAGACGGCAGAAAUAUUGAAUGCCAGGGACUUGCAUGGCAACACAGCACUACAUUAUCUUGCACAAAAUGAGAUUGGGUUGGUCUCCCUUCGUGCCAUAGUUGAUGCUGGAGGAGACAUAUCAGUAAGGAAUAAAAAGAAAUUGACCCCCCUGAAUAUAGCAAUGAAUAAUGGUUGCACACGUGUCAUUAAGACCCUGUCAACUGCUGAGAAAAACUCCCGGCAUUCUUCGCGUUAUGACAGUAGCAUUUACACCACUGAUAGUCCUCCUGAGUCACCAGUGAAUCCCGAAAGACUUGAGAAUUCCCAGAAGAAGCAGAUCCAUGUUGAACAUUCUUACAGUCUUCCUAAGGGCACUUCCUCACUUGACACAGAUGGCUCAGCCCUAGAGUGCGCAGAAGACUCUUCUUUUAGUACCACUGAAGAAGAAGCUUCUGAUGAGGUACCUUUUGGUGUCACUGAAGAUGAGGUGCCUACUGGUUCUUCUGAGGAGGCCCAUACAGACAAACCAAGUGAUGUUCCCUCUAGUGACAUAGAUGAUCCCUCUUCUUGUGUCACAAGUGAUUCUCCUGCUGAUGUUACAGAUGAUGGCCCAUCUGGUGUCAAAGAUGAUGCCCGAUGUGGUGCCACAGAUGACACUCCUGGUGUUGCCAACAAUUCUCCUUCUAGUGACACAGAAAGUGCCCCUUCUGAGGUUGGAGAUGAGUCCUUUUCCAGUGACACAGAUAGAGACCCUUUUGGUGUCCCAGAUAAUGCCCUUGCUUGUGUCCCAGAUAAUGCCUCGGCUGGAGUCCCAGAUACUGCCCCUGGUGGUGUUACAGAUAAUGCCUCUGUUGGUGUCCCAGAUAAUGUCCCUGCUGGUGUCCCAGUUAAUGCCCCUGCUGUUGUUACAGAUACUGCCCCUGCUGUUGUUACAGAUACUGCCCCUGCUGGUGUUACAGAUAAUGCACCGUCUGGUGUCCCAGAUAAUGGCCCAGCUGGUGUUCCAGAUAAUGCCCCUGCUGAUGUGCCAGAUGAUGCCCCUGCUGGUGCUACAGAUGAAGCCUCUUCUGUUAUUACAGAUAAUGGCCUUUCUGGUACUGGGGAUGUUCCUUCUGGUAAUUUAAACACCAUUGUGGAGACCCCACCAGCAGCUUGCCAUGACCCAUAUGAGGAAAGUGAUACUGCCUUGUCAGAUUAUAGAGAGGAGAUCCCUUCAGAUAAUGAAAGUGAACUGGCAGAUCACUAUCCAGCAUGUGCUAUUGGUGUUCAGACUCCAGGAAUACAUCCAUACUCUUGUAUUGUCCACAUCAAGCAAGAGAUGGUAUCUCCAUGUGAAAAGUGCAGACAGGAAUCCAUGGGUGAAAUCACAUCCUCGCGAGAACUGCUUCAUAAUGGAACUACCAAUGACUUCGCAAGCUCAGUUGUUAAUUUGUUAAAGGGAGCAGGGCUGCUAGGAAACUUAGCAGAGAUUGCAGAGAAGAAAAGAGCCCAAGAUGAACAUGUGCUAACAGAUAAGCUGGAAAUGGUUAAAGAAACAAACAAUGAACUGGAAAGCAGCGAGAAGGAGAUUGAAGAGAAAAAGAGUAAAAUUGAGGAAAUGCUACUUGAAGUAGAAGAAUUAAGGAAGCAGGUGAAGAGAAAAGCAGAAGAAAGAGAAGAACUGUUUACCAAGAGAAAGCGUCUCAAUGAUGAAUGCAAUAUACUACAGAAAAAGCUUCACUGUUGUGACAGCUUGUUAAAAGUUGUUCCCAAAGUUGAUGCAGACACCUCAAACAGCUAACAAGGUGAAAAGACCAGAAACACCACAAGGUCCUAACUACAGCAAGCACAUCACCACUGUUUAUAGGUCUAGAUAGUCCCCAAGUCCCUCUCUUUUUUUUGUUGUUGUUGUUUUUUGCAACAUACAAUGCCCAUUCAUUGAUUUUUGUAUAUUUUGUCUUUAAAUUGCACAAGGCGCUGUUUAGACUUUAAGGUCAUUCCUCACAUUUGCAUUGCGCAUCCUUACUGUGCAUAAUUUAUGGCGUCAUUAG